CGCCUGUCGGUUCGUGAAAUUUGGAGGUAGAAGAGGCCUCUUCAUAUUAGGAGCGAUUAACGUGGCUUUGCCUUCUUCAGAAUAGCGGCCUCCAACUGCGAGGCUGACUGAAAUUGUUAAAUGCGAGCACAUGGAGGUCAUCUCCCACAACCCGACUAGAGCCUGAAUGACCAGAUUCAGGGACCAAUGUUGUUCAACCGCGGUGCCCAGGGAUGUGUGUGAUUGGCAGGAGAGGCGGGGCCACCUCCGCCCCGUCGCGUCGGGGCCACUCCCGCCCCUUCGCGUUGGGACCUCGCCCCCAAGCCGUGGAGUAGCAUUCCUCAGGCCAGAGGUCUCAUAGCCGAAGGCCUGUGGAUUCUGCAUCUAGGCGGCCGGCAGAGGCAGUCAUGGAGGGCGGUGACUCCCUCGAGCCCGAGACCACCGAAGUGCUGCCCCAGCACAAGUUCGACACCGGGUCCCUGGAGGCCUAUCUAAACCAGCACUUGCCUGGCUUUGGGGCCGAGCCAGAGGCCCACCUGACCGUUGCUCAAUACAGAUCAGGACAGUCCAAUCCAACCUUUUAUCUCCAGAAGGGCUAUCAAGCAUAUGUACUCAGAAAAAAACCAUCUGGAUCACUUCUUCCUAAAGCACAUAAGAUUGAUAGAGAAUUUAAAGUCCAGAAAGCUUUGUUUUCAAUUGGAUUCCCCGUUCCCAAGCCUUUAUUGUACUGCAGUGAUGCUUCUAUCAUUGGAACAGAAUUUUACAUGAUGGAACAUGUGCAGGGUCGAAUCUUUCGUGAUUUUACAAUUCCUGGAGUUAGCCCAGCAGAACGCUCAGCCAUAUAUGUGGCCAUGAUAGAAACCUUGGCUCGGUUACAUUCCUUGAAUGUACAGUCGUUGCAGCUGGAAGGAUAUGGUAGAGGUGCUGGGUACUGCAAAAGACAGGUAUCAACCUGGACAGAGCAAUAUAAAGCUGCAGCUCAUCAGGACAUCCUUGCCAUGAACCAGCUAUUUCACUGGCUAAUGAAAAACUUGCCAGAUAAUGACAAUGAAGAAAAUUUGAUUCAUGGAGACUACAAACUAGAUAACAUAGUUUUCCACCCUACAGAGUCUCGAGUUAUAGCUGUACUGGAUUGGGAGCUUUCAACCAUUGGUCAUCCUUUGUCAGACUUGGCUCAUCUCUCCGUGUUCUACUUUUGGCCAAGGACAGUUCCAAUGAUAAAUCAAAGUUCUUAUUUUCAAGAAAACAUAGGGAUACCAUCAAUGGAAGAAAUGAUUUCAAUAUAUUGCCGCUGCAGAGGAAUUAAUUCUAUUCUUCCUAACUGGAAUUUCUUUAUUGCCCUGACAUAUUUUAAAAUGGCUAGCAUAGCACAGGGAGUAUAUCGUAGAUAUCUUCAGGGAAAUAAUGCAUCUGAGAAUAGCUUUCUGUUUGCCAAGAUUGUGCAACCUCUGGCAGAAACUGGAUUACAACUCUCAAAACGGACUUUUGGUACUACACCACCACAGAUUGAUACUUCCCAGCAGUUUUUUGUACAGAGUAAGACAGGCCAGGCAGUUCUUAUUAGGAUGAAGCAUUUCAUGAAACAACACAUCCUUCCAGCUGAAAAAGAGGUAAUUGAGUUCUAUGUUCAAAAUGAAAAUUCAGUGGACAGAUGGAAAAAACCUUUAGUGAUUGAUAAACUCAAGGAAAUGGCCAAAGCAGAAGGCCUCUGGAACUUGUUUUUGCCAGCUGUAAGUGGUCUCAGCCAGGUGGACUAUGCCUUGAUUGCUGAAGAAACAGGAAAAUGCUUUUUUGCUCCAGAUGUCUUUAACUGCCAAGCACCAGACACAGGGAACAUGGAGGUGCUCCACCUAUAUGGAAGUGAAAAGCAGAAGCAGCAGUGGCUUGAGCCUCUUCUUCAAGGAAACAUUACAUCCUGCUUCUGUAUGACAGAGCCCGAUGUAGCUUCAAGUGAUGCCACAAAUAUUGAAUGUAGCAUCGAACAAGACGGAGAUAGCUAUGUAAUUAAUGGCAAGAAAUGGUGGAGCAGUGGAGCUGGGAAUCCAAAGUGCACAAUCGCAAUUGUUUUGGGAAGAACUAAAAAUACCUCUGCAGCCAGACACAAACAAUACACCAUGGUUCUUGUUCCUAUCAACACACCUGGAGUAGAAAUAAUAAGGCCUUUGUCAAUUUUUGGCUAUAUGGAUUAUUUACAUGGAGGACAUUUUGAGAUCCACUUUAAUCAAGUACGAGUUCCUGCCACCAAUAUAAUAUUAGGUGUAGGCAGGGGAUUUGAAAUCGCCCAAGGCCGCCUUGGACCUGGUAGAAUCCACCACUGUAUGAGAAUAGUAGGUCUGGCAGAACGUGCUUUGCAGAUCAUGUGUGAACGGGCAACAAAAAGGGUGGCCUUUAACAAGAAACUGUUUUCACAUGAGGUUGUGGCUCACUGGAUUGCUAAAAGCCGCAUUGCCAUUGAGAAGAUACGUUUGUUGACCCUGAAAGCCGCCCACAGCAUUGACACUGUAGGCAGCACUGGUGCUAAGAAGGAGAUUGCAAUGAUUAAAGUGGCUGCCCCUCGGGCCAUCUGCAAAAUUAUUGACCGGGCGAUCCAAGUGUGUGGAGGCGCAGGUGUUUCCCAGGACUACCCUCUGGCUACCAUGUAUGCCCUAACACGAGCUCUGCGCAUAGCAGAUGGGCCCGAUGAAGUCCACCUCUCUGCGAUCGCAGCACUGGAGCUGCGGGACCAGGCCAGAGACAUGAGGUCCAAGGUGUAGGAGGCAGCGGCAUCUCACCUCCAGACAGACUUCUCGAGCUCCAGCAUUUGCACCUCAUUCUGUUUUUGCACCAGUUUGAGCACAGGAUUAACUGCUCGUUUUCAGUAAAGAUUUGAGCAUCUGGUU
This is a messenger RNA of Prionailurus viverrinus (fishing cat), 2858 nucleotides long. RefSeq names its product acyl-CoA dehydrogenase family member 11 (gene ACAD11). NCBI's taxonomy places the organism in Eukaryota, Metazoa, Chordata, Mammalia, Carnivora, Felidae. The record is from RefSeq and is a predicted model, not a curated record. Gene Ontology annotation, molecular function: flavin adenine dinucleotide binding; oxidoreductase activity, acting on the CH-CH group of donors. The coding region runs from base 387 to 2732 and encodes 781 amino acids. The transcript is spliced from 20 exons. Gene Ontology annotation, cellular component: mitochondrion.